Molecule: messenger RNA, 2330 nt
Organism: Trichobilharzia regenti
Lineage: Eukaryota; Metazoa; Platyhelminthes; Trematoda; Strigeidida; Schistosomatidae
Source: the annotation of a GenBank genome assembly
CAGCCUGCUCUCACCACACUACUACUACUACUACUACUACUACUACUACUACUACUACUACUACUACUACUACUACUACUACUACUACUACUACUACUACUACUACUACUACUACUACUACUACUACUACUACUACUACUACUACUACUACUACUACUACUACUACUACUACUACUACUACUACUACUACUACUACUACUACUACUACUACUACUACUACUACUACUACUACUACUACUACUACUACUACUACUACUACUACUACUACUACUACUACUACUACUACUACUACUACUACUACUACUACUACUACUACUACUACUACUACUACUACUACUACUACUACUACUACUACUACUACUACUACUACUACUACUACUACUACUACUACUACUACUACUACUACUACUACUACUACUACUACUACUACUACUACUACUACUACUACUACUACUACUACUACUACUACUACUACUACUACUACUACUACUACUACUACUACUACUACUACUACUACUACUACUACUACUACUACUACUACUACUACUACUACUACUACUACUACUACUACUACUACUACUACUACUACUACUACUACUACUACUACUACUACUACUACUACUACUACUACUACUACUACUACUACUACUACUACUACUACUACUACUACUACUACUACUACUACUACUACUACUACUACUACUACUACUACUACUACUACUACUACUACUACUACUACUACUACUACUACUACUACUACUACUACUACUACUACUACUACUACUACUACUACUACUACUACUACUACUACUACUACUACUACUACUACUACUACUACUACUACUACUACUACUACUACUACUACUACUACUACUACUACUACUACUACUACUACUACUACUACUACUACUACUACUACUACUACUACUACUACUACUACUACUACUACUACUACUACUACUACUACUACUACUACUACUACUACUACUACUACUACUACUACUACUACUACUACUACUACUACUACUACUACUACUACUACUACUACUACUACUACUACUACUACUACUACUACUACUACUACUACUACUACUACUACUACUACUACUACUACUACUACUACUACUACUACUACUACUACUACUACUACUACUACUACUACUACUACUACUACUACUACUACUACUACUACUACUACUACUACUACUACUACUACUACUACUACUACUACUACUACUACUACUACUACUACUACUACUACUACUACUACUACUACUACUACUACUACUACUACUACUACUACUACUACUACUACUACUACUACUACUACUACUACUACUACUACUACUACUACUACUACUACUACUACUACUACUACUACUACUACUACUACUACUACUACUACUACUACUACUACUACUACUACUACUACUACUACUACUACUACUACUACUACUACUACUACUACUACUACUACUACUACUACUACUACUACUACUACUACUACUACUACUACUACUACUACUACUACUACUACUACUACUACUACUACUACUACUACUACUACUACUACUACUACUACUACUACUACUACUACUACUACUACUACUACUACUACUACUACUACUACUACUACUACUACUACUACUACUACUACUACUACUACUACUACUACUACUACUACUACUACUACUACUACUACUACUACUACUACUACUACUACUACUACUACUACUACUACUACUACUACUACUACUACUACUACUACUACUACUACUACUACUACUACUACUACUACUACUACUACUACUACUACUACUACUACUACUACUACUACUACUACUACUACUACUACUACUACUACUACUACUACUACUACUACUACUACUACUACUACUACUACUACUACUACUACUACUACUACUACUACUACUACUACUACUACUACUACUACUACUACUACUACUACUACUACUACUACUACUACUACUACUACUACUACUACUACUACUACUACUACUACUACUACUACUACUACUACUACUACUACUACUACUACUACUACUACUACUACUACUACUACUACUACUACUACUACUACUACUACUACUACUACUACUACUACUACUACUACUACUACUACUACUACUACUACUACUACUACUACUACUACUACUACUACUACUACUACUACUACUACUACUACUACUACUACUACUACUACUACUACUACUACUACUACUACUACUACUACUACUACUACUACUACUACUACUACUACUACUACUUUUUCUUACACGUUCCCAGUGGAACACAGGGCCUCAAGCUAG